GUGUCCAAUAGCGUUUGGUUUCGGUGACCACUGGUUCAACACUUGUCAACUGGUUCCGAGCCGAGUGUAAACAUUUGGUAGAGCCAGACAGAUUGGGGUUCGGCUGGUGAAUGUAUUUUAUCUGGUGAGACGUGUUUAAGUGUGACCCCUGAUGAUUGUAAGCCGGUUGACCUGUAGGGCGCUGACCUCUCACCUGUGUGCUGGACGAGGCUGGCCAAGAGUAGAGAUGACACGACCAAGCUCAGACCUAGCAGACUUUCGUAAGGUGUUUGCGAAAGCCCGGCACAUCGCCAUCAUCACCGGAGCAGGAGUCAGUGCUGAGAGUGGAGUGCCCACAUUCAGAGGAGAAGGGGGUUACUGGAGGAAAUGGCAGGCACAGGAUUUGGCUACUCCUUCAGCGUUUGCUCGUUCUCCGUCACUUGUGUGGGAGUUCUAUCACUAUCGCCGUGAGCUCAUGCUCACCAAGAACCCCAAUCCAGCACACACUGCUAUCGCCGAGUGUGAGGCACGGCUGGCCAAACAGGGCCGUUCUGUGGUUGUCAUCACUCAGAAUAUUGACGAGCUGCAUCACCGUGCCGGCUCCAAGCAUCUGAUGGAGAUCCAUGGGAGCCUCUUUAAGACGCGCUGUACAAUUUGUGGAAAUGUAGCUGCCAACCACAAGAGCCCCAUCUGCCCAGCAUUAGAAGGGAAAGGAGCACCGGACCCAAAGGCAGAAGAUGCCCGUAUACCUGCGGAGGACCUACCCAGAUGUGAAGAGUCUGGUUGUAAUGGGCUCUUGCGUCCACACGUGGUCUGGUUUGGGGAGACUCUGGACUCAGACAUUCUUACUGCAGUGGAGCAGGAGUUAGAGAUGUGUGACCUCUGCCUCGUGGUUGGCACCUCCUCUAUAGUCUACCCUGCAGCCAUGUUUGCACCACAGGUGGCAGCUAGAGGUGUUCCUGUUGCAGAGUUCAACAUGGAGGACACCCCUGCUACCAUGAAUUUCAGGUUUCAUUUUGAGGGCCCGUGUGGCAGUACUCUCCCUCCUGCUCUGGAACGCCAUGAGACUGAAAUUAUCUGAAAUGAUGUGUGUCUCUCUCUCUCUCUCUCUCUGUUCUUUCCUCUCGUUCUCUUUCUCCACUCAAUCUGUCCUCCCUUUCAUUGUUUUGUAGCUAUUUGACCUCUGCCUUUAUCCCUCCAUCGUUUCUUCUGUUCGCUCCCAAUUUAUUUUCUGUUUCUCUCUGUCCACACAUGUGUUUCUCCCAGGAGCUCUCCUUCCCUCUCCUCUCCUCUCCUCUCUUCCCCUCUCCUCUACUCUCCUCUCCUCUCCUCGUGUCCCUGCACUUUAAAUAGCUCCGACAUGACUGUUCUUGGCCGAUCUGCCUGUCUGUUCAACAAAAGUCUUGACAAAAUGUGUGUUUGUGUGUGUAUGUGUCUCUCUCUCUCUGUGUGUGUGUGUGUGUGUGUGUGUGUGUGUGUGUGUGUGUGUGUGUGUGUGUGUGUGUGUGUGUCUGGUAAUCUGGCAGACAGAGCCUGUGCUUGAUCUAAUUGUUUGCCAUUGAAGUGUGCGUGAUCAAAAGGGACUUGAAUAGUGAUUGAAUAAAGAAACCUUUUUGAAUUCA
Molecule: messenger RNA, 1601 nt
Organism: Clupea harengus (Atlantic herring)
Lineage: Eukaryota; Metazoa; Chordata; Actinopteri; Clupeiformes; Clupeidae
Gene: sirt5
Product: sirtuin 5
Cellular component (GO): nucleus
Molecular function (GO): NAD+ binding; protein-malonyllysine demalonylase activity; protein-succinyllysine desuccinylase activity
Source: RefSeq, a predicted model, not a curated record